GAGACUGCAAUCAAGUUGAAGUACACCAAACCAUUGUUGUAGUGUGGCUCAGUUUGAGAUCAGAAAAACUGAAUUGAACGCUAACUCUGUGUACAAGUCGGAACGCAAAUUUGUGAAACAUCGCUCUAAAGUUUUUGCGUAAACAGGUACGAUAUUGGUAUAAAAGCAGCCGGAAGUUGGAGCCGUUAUAAUGGAACUUCCCUGCCUGAAAGUUCUGACCAUUUUCCUCUUGAUUUCCGGCCUGGUGGUGUGUUCCUUGACUGAAAACGAGGAUGAAAUCUCUAGGGAGGAAAGCACGGAUCUGAAAAAUUACGUGAGAGAGGUUCACCAAGCAAUGUCCAACCAUCUUGCGACACGUGAGACGUCUAAGGACGACCAACCUGCGACACGUGACACGUCUGAUGGCGGCUCAGCAUCUGACAGUAAAAUAGAUACCAUGGGGCUCGGCCGUCGAAAAGCAGGAAUGAAAAGAAGCAAAUUCGGCCGCAUCAAGUUUUUACGCCUACACAGUGGAUAUAAUUAGGCCCCCUAUGCCUUGUUCUAGUACAUUGUACCGUCCUUGUUCCACAAUACCUAUGUUCCCCCAAAUCCUUAGGGUAGGGUUAGUGUAAGGGUUGGGGACAUAGGUACAUUGGGGGACAUAAUAGUAUACACCCCCGUAGGCAGAUGUAGCGCAAGUUGUCAUCAUUUACACGUCAAUAAUUAACCACAUUCUGAGGUCAUUAUAAAGGACAAUAAUGUAACACGGUUGCGAUCGAUGCGAAAUGUGCAUGGGAUGCAAGAUUUUAAUUUCAGUUUUCUCUAACAGAAUAAUUACCUUUAUCAUGCUGCCAGCAUGUCAAUUAUGUUCCCUGUAUGCAAUAA
Messenger RNA from Patiria miniata (bat star), 864 nucleotides. RefSeq lists its product as uncharacterized. The record is from RefSeq and is a predicted model, not a curated record. NCBI's taxonomy places the organism in Eukaryota, Metazoa, Echinodermata, Asteroidea, Valvatida, Asterinidae. The transcript has 2 exons. Bases 191 to 523 code for a protein of 110 amino acids.